GGGAUUGGCGGUGUGUGAGAGUCCACACCAGGUUUAUCUUAGAUGCUGCUGCUUCUUGAACCUUUUCUCUUGUAUCUGCUGAAGCGACUCCCUCCAAUAGAAUAAUAAUGCCAACACUUCCUGAAAGUUAAUGUGUGCCUGGUACUGUUGAGUCAUCCAACAACCUAUGAAGCGGAGGCUAAGAAUAUUGUACACAAAGAUUCUUGAUGUUCUUGAGCAAAUCCCUAAAAAUGCAGCAUAUAGAAAGUAUACAGAACAGAUUACAAAUGAAAAGUUGAAUAUGGUUAAAGCGGAACCAGAUGUUAAGAAAUUAGAAGACCAACUUCAGUGCGGCCAACUAGAAGAGGUGAUUCUUCAGGCUGAAAAUGAACUAAGUCUGGCAAGAAAAAUGAUACAGUGGAAACCAUGGGAGCCUUUAGUGGAAGAGCCUCCUGCCAACCAAUGGAAAUGGCCAAUAUAAUCAUCAUUAAAUGACUAGCGUGUUUAUAAGAAACUGAUACAAUUAAAUGUUCUGUAAUAUUAAAAAUGAUUCCUGAUUCUUGAUAUCUUAAAAUCAAGAAAACUAAUACAAAACAUAUUUAGGAGACUUGUUAAAAUUGAUGACUGUGGUAAUAGGGAUUUGUGAAACCAUAUUUGAUAUGUAAAGCAUUCAUUUAAAUUAUUUUAAAGGUAGUUUUUUUUUUUAACAGGUUGUGGAAAGAUUUGAAAGUUAAAUAGAAAAAUCCCUAUAGAUUUUCAAUGAAGAGGCUAAAUUGAAAUGUGCAGUAUUUUUAGUAGUGUCUUCCACACAUCAUUUAAGGAUUUUUAUCCUGAAAAAAGUAAUAAAGCUACUUAAUUAUUACUGUUGUUUAGACAAAUUUAUACAUCACUAAAGUGAAGUAGGAAAGGUGAAAAACCACCAAAAUUAUAGUUGUACAGUUGAGGAAAUUGAUUUGGUAUUUGAAAGAAAGACUUUUUAUUUAUAGUGAUAAUUGUAAAAAUGGUUCCUUUUGUCUCAAGGAAGUUAGCUUUCUAUUCCUUAGCCUUUUGUCUUCUUGAUCAACCAGAAUACAUCAAGGCAGAGGUAGAAUUUAUGUAAAAGAAGAGACAUAAAGGGUUCCUCAAGUUUAUCUGACUUAUGGAUAGGAUUUUAUUCAGAACAUCUUAGUGUCACGUGGGUUGUAACUUCAAAGUAGAAUCACUAGGUGGUUUUCACUAAGUUUCCAGUAUGAGUGCAGUUGGGUAUCAAACAAAAUAAAUGCUAUAGAAGGAAAGAAACACUUGGCAUAAAUUACUUUUAAUGUGUCUUCUCCCUUUCUUCCUAGGCCCUAUCAUUUCUGAAUACUUAAAUUUGGUAUUUUUUAACUUGAAAGAUAGUACGCUUAUGUGUUUGUACAGAUAUGUGUGUGUGUGUUGCUAUCCCUUGUGGCAAAGCAGAAUCAAUUCAGAAUUUUCAGAAUGAGAAAAUUGUGUUUUUUCCAAUGUAUUUCUCCCCUUACAGCACUGUAAAUUGAAUGGUAAAUAAAUAUUAAGUUAAGUGGA
This is a messenger RNA of Suricata suricatta (meerkat), 1521 nucleotides long. RefSeq names its product NADH:ubiquinone oxidoreductase subunit A5 (gene NDUFA5). The coding region runs from base 167 to 460 and encodes 97 amino acids. The transcript has 5 exons. Gene Ontology annotation, biological process: respiratory electron transport chain. The record is from RefSeq and is a predicted model, not a curated record. NCBI's taxonomy places the organism in Eukaryota, Metazoa, Chordata, Mammalia, Carnivora, Herpestidae.